AUGUCAGACGAACCACCAAAGCCAACGGAAACAGAGCAAUUCGCUCGAAUGUUUGCCGAGUUUAUGCGUGUGAGUAUCGCACAAAACCAGAGCCAAAUCACAAAUCCCAUAGCUCCAGAUCCAACACCAUACAGAAUCGAUUCAUCGCCAUUAGUUAUUGCAGAGAAACUAAAUGGCGACAACUAUCCCCAAUGGUCUAUCCUUAUGAAAGCAGCGAUUGGCGGAAGGGGGGAUGAUGUCUCACAUCACUGGAGUCCCACCCCCCCGGCGAAAACCGAUCCAACUUUCGGAAGGUGGCAACAAGCUGACCAUUGUGUAUUCACAUGGCUAACCCAGAAUGUAGAACCAAGGCUAGUGAGUCGGUUGACUCAAUACCCAACAGCCAGGGACAUCUGGGUGAGCAUCGAAGUCACAUAUGCCAGUGGGAGUGACAAGAUCCAAGUAUAUGACCUGUAUGCAAAGGCAAUCACGUUAAAGCAAAAGGAUGAACCACUGGAGGAGAUUUGGACCAAACUCAACGAUUUAUGGAUCUCCAUAGAUCGGAGGCAUCCAAAUCUGAUGAAAUACGCAAAAGACAUAAAUAUAUACCACACAGAGAAACAAGAGCAGAGACUAUUCCAGCUAUUAGUUGCCCUAAAUAGCAAAUAUGAAAGCAUCAAGAAGGAAAUCCUGAGAACAGAGCCACUUCCCUCAGCCGAAGCGGCGUACGCCAUUCUCCGGAGAGAAGAUGUUCGAUCGAGUGUGCUCCAGACGGAGGACUCCGGGACACAAGGGAUCGGAGCAGGCCUGGCCGUGACCAAUCAAUGGCAGCAUCGAAGCCAUCCUCAACGAAGCGGCGGCGGAAUUGGCGGUGGGUGGAAUAAACGGACCGAAGAAGACAAAUCGAGGCUUAUAUGCUCUCAUUGUGGAAAGAAGAAGCACAGCCGUGAGACUUGCUUCGAGAUUCACGGUUACCCGGAGUGGUGGCAGGAGAGGAAGACCAAACCACCGCCAGCCCCGUCGAAAGGAAAUGGCCGAGCAGCAGCGGCGAUAGGCGGAGGAGAACCGGUCGCCGCCAUCGGGAGCAACGUGGGAGCCGCUAACCACCGAGGCGGCUACCUGGAAACUGGAGGUGCAACAACCGGAGUCGCAACCUUCGCCAGAGGAGGAGACGGAGCAAUUCCGUCGAGUGAAAAUAAGGAGACGGCAGGUACAUUAGGGUUUGAGGAUGAGAAAUUGCCCUCAAACCCUUCCUUUUUCAAACUCUCUAAAAAGGACCCCCCAUAUCCCGACAAAUUGCAUAAUAGACCCCGAAAGUUGCAAACCAACCCUAAAGAGCCCAGAAAUUGCAGAAUAGCCACCCCACUUCAGAAAUUCCCGAAAAAACCCCCGAUAGUUGCUGAAAAUUCCGAAACAGCCCCUAUACUCUGUAAAAAUCAGUUUCAGAUACUUGACAAUUUACCUGAAUCUUAUGCCUUGAAUGUUUCCUCUGAAAAGAAAAAUGAUAAGUGGAUUUUUGACUGCGGAGCCACUGACACUAUUACCUAUGAUAUCUCUGAUAUAUCUAAUAUGCAUAGGGCACCAAAAAGUCAUAUCCAAACGGCCAGUGGCGAGUUUACACCUGUUGAAGGAGCAGGAACAGUCACAGUUUCAUCCGCCUUGACGUUAUCUAAUUGUUUAUAUGUUCCGUCAAUGUCGCAUAAACUGUUGUCAAUCAGUCAUGUAACAAAAGAAUUAAAUUGUACUUUACUGAUGCAACCGACCUUCUGUCUGUUACAGGAUAUCAGGACAGGGGAAAUUAUUGGACGUGGCACUGAACGGGACGGGCUGUAUUACGUGGAUGAAAUCACACAACGAGGAACUGCUUUACUAACUCACGGGACUACUGAUAGAGAGGCCUGGCUCUGGCAUCGACGCUUGGGACAUCCUUCUACAGGUUAUUUAAAAAUCCUCUUUCCUAAAUUUAGUCAAGAUAUGUAUUGUGAAACCUGUGCAUUGGCCAAGAGCCAUAGACAUUCAUAUAUAUCAAAUAAUACCCGUGUUGAUUCCCUAUUUGCACUAGUUCAUUCUGAUGUGUGA
Salvia splendens (bonfire salvia) is the source of this 2058-nucleotide messenger RNA. RefSeq lists its product as uncharacterized. The transcript has a single exon. The record is from RefSeq and is a predicted model, not a curated record. NCBI's taxonomy places the organism in Eukaryota, Viridiplantae, Streptophyta, Magnoliopsida, Lamiales, Lamiaceae. The coding region runs from base 1 to 2058 and encodes 685 amino acids.